Messenger RNA from Linnemannia hyalina, 735 nucleotides. Lineage: Eukaryota; Fungi; Mortierellomycota; Mortierellomycetes; Mortierellales; Mortierellaceae. The record is from the annotation of a GenBank genome assembly.
AUGUCCAUGACAGCAACAGAAUCAACGACAACGACAACGACAACGCCGGAUGCAGCACUGAUUAGUACACUUGAGGCACAGGUCCUCCAGCUUGCAGAUCACGACGCGUGGCUGGAUGCUCAAAUUCGGGACCUGGAAUGCGCCCUCAGCAAUGAUACGGCGGAAUCGACGGAGGAAGAGAAAGACUUGCCGGCUGGGGAGGCCAAGUUUUCGUUGGAAAAGCGGAUUGAUAUCUUGAAGCAGGACCUGGCCACCGCUGCUACAGUAGAGACUGUUCGGGAUAGGGUCAUCCUCAGUGCACACUCAGUCCCUGUAGUGUUGAGAGGUAUAUUCAGAGCAAACCAGGACGAGGAAGCAAAGAUCAUGUCAGAUGCAAUCGAUAAGCGUGAUGCAGCGGUCGAGGAGUACCUGAGUAUCCACAAAGACUUACAGACUGCAAGACAGGACCUUGUAAAAGCCCAGGGGACAGUUAUAGACCUCCAGGACGAGAACCGUAGACUCGCUCAGGCGUUAGCGCGCGAGACUGCGGCAAUUAAAGAAGGGGCCACAUCACAAGAGGCAGUCAGCAAUCGUAGGAUGGCUCAAAGAAUUGAAGAAGAGCUGAAGACGAUUACUAUAAAGUACAACGUCGUGUCGAAUGUGUUACAGGGGCUGUUGUUGGAGAGUGGGGUGGAUUGGUCGAACGACCCACACUAUCUGGAUGUGAUGCUCAAGUUAGGGCCUGCCUCUGACUAA